UUUAUGAAUGUAGGUUGACCCUCCCGCCAAUGUCUCUGGCAUGACCCAAUUUAUUAUAAAUAAGACCAAUCCUUUCACCUCCAUUCCCAUACAACUUAGUUGAAUCAUCAACCCAGUCAUUACUACUACAACCACUCCAAAAUGUCCUUUGUCGAUUCCGCCCAGAACUACCGCCUUGAAGGCUCUGAACUAGUUGCUGACGUCUGCCGCGUGGACGGUAGCUGGGUUGAGAGCAGGCUCGAUCUCAACAACCACGUCGGCAACAAUGAGGGAGUUUUUGAAAUCGGAGGCACGGGCGUCUAUGGCUCCGCUGACGGAGCCUCGUGGAGACUUGAUGGCACUACCAUCAUCACUCUGCUGUACUUGCCUGAUGGAAGCUUUGGAGAGGAGCAGUUUCUCGACUUGAACGACUAUGUAUCGAACGAGGAUGGCGUUCUCGUCUUCAACUAUUAAAAUGGUUUACGAUUAUAUAACGACUCUGAAAAAACAUAAUAUCUAUUUGUUAGGAGGUAACUCCUAAAGGCGCAACAAAGGAGAUUGAUACAGCAUAUGAGAAAUUCUGGUGUUGAUAGAUCAAUGCUUUACCAUUGCUAGCAACUUUCUUCCGCCUUUUACCUACAUUGGUAAAUACUAGCAGAAUAGACAUUAUGAAGACAAAUUCAUUCAACUUUUACUAUU
Molecule: messenger RNA, 678 nt
Organism: Trichoderma virens Gv29-8
Lineage: Eukaryota; Fungi; Ascomycota; Sordariomycetes; Hypocreales; Hypocreaceae
Exons: 2
Coding region: 142-453 (103 amino acids)
Source: RefSeq, a predicted model, not a curated record